Molecule: messenger RNA, 5412 nt
Organism: Leguminivora glycinivorella
Lineage: Eukaryota; Metazoa; Arthropoda; Insecta; Lepidoptera; Tortricidae
Gene: Acci
Exons: 20
Coding region: 170-4732 (1520 amino acids)
Biological process (GO): proteolysis
Molecular function (GO): RNA binding; dipeptidyl-peptidase activity; serine-type peptidase activity
Source: RefSeq, a predicted model, not a curated record
GGUGGCGGCCAUUCGUUGAGAAAGAAGCGACAUUGUGAGAUUGUUUGAAGUUGAUAAUUAGUGAAUUUAAAGAGUCUUAGACACCGGUAUUUGUCUUAAUCUAUUUAAAUAGUGUAAUAAUAUAAUAGUAAAAUAUUUGUAGUGUAUACAGAGUACUGUUUUUGGUACGAUGCGUCGUAAAAGUGAGCGUACAGCUAGCAAGAAAGCAAAGCCUUCUCCCGAGAAAAAAACAGCGGAAAAGGCAAAAAAGACCAGAACAUCUAGGCGACGUAAGCAGUCUAAUUCAUCUGAAGAAUCCGGGGAGGAUGCUAGCCCAGUUCGAGAAGCAGAAGCGACCCCCGUAGUAGAGCAGGAAACGAAACCUCCACAGACCCCUACUAAAGAAAAGGAAGUUUCACCAGAAGACGCACACGAAGUGUGGCAUGUAAAAGCAGCAGAGACUCCCAGCGAUACGGGGGAAAUACAAAAAUUGAAAAUAUGUCUAACUCGGCCUCCGUCGACCCCCGAGCGAGUGGACAGAUCACCGCGCAGUCGAAGGAAGCACUCCCGUGCUACUAGUUCCAGUGAUACACCGAGUGUUGAGGGUGUCGAGGACCGUAAGAAGAGUAAGCAUCGCUCCAAACGCUCUGCGCGAGAAUCUAAGGAUGAGUCUGAGAAGAACCAAGAUAGCCAAGGUGAUGAAGCUGAUUCAGAGACACCAUCAGAAUCUAAAAAUCGUAAAAUUUCACAGAGUAGUGGAGCUGCAGGUGAUACUGUUCCUGAUGAAACUCCCAUGUCCACUACUAGCGAAGAUAAAGUGAAUGAGUCAGAUAAUCCUACAGCUAGUGAUCAAUCACAUACUGAGGUACAUUCUAAAGAGUCUGAUGCUGAAGGGAAGACUUCUGAUGCUGAUACAACAGUAGCAUCACCACGGGAUGAAGCUAAAGGAAACCAGCUGGAAGAUAGUAAACAAUGUGAUAAGAAAAAUUCACCUAAAAGUGAAUCAACAGAAACAUCCCAGGAAUCGGAUAAAGCUGAUGAACGGAAAGUAACAACACAGUCAACAGAAAGCAAAGCUGACAAGACUGAGACACAGGAGCAAUCUGAUGGGUCACAAGAAAAGGAGGAGACACCGAGCGAGCAUGAGGUAAGUAAAAGUGAAGAUAGCAGUAAUAAUAGUAAAAAUGAGGAAGCAGAGUCCUCUCAAAAUGAAAGUUCUAAAGCUAUUAAUGACAAUGAUGUUGUAGAUAGCUCUGAAAAAGUAAAAAAGAAGCAAAGACAGUCUGCUUCUCCAGAGCCAGAGAAGGAGAGGAGAGUAGAUCAUGGAACGGAGAUAAAUAAUAGUAGAGAUCUAGAACGUUCUGAUUCAACACAGUCACAAGAAGAACCCAUACACAAUGGCCAAGCAGCUCCUAUUGUUGUAAGUCGGAAAAGGAGAUGGGGCUCGAGGCCAAGUAAACUCACUACCCAGAAAUCAAUAACUAUCUCUACUGAUGUAUUGAAAGACAUUAUCCCUGAUGUGAAACCUGCUGAAUUUGAAGAGGUAAUUGAAGAAAAGAAACACAAGCGAGUUCAAUCCAAUGAGAAAGUUGACAGACCUAUUUUACCCAAGAUUGUCAUUGACAAUACUGAUCACAUGGAGCACCAUAAAAAGGAAUAUGAAGAAAGGGAACCUGAAAACUUAAAAUUCAGAGAACCAUUGUCAGCGAAUAGAAGAAUAUCAAUUGUUAAAGAUGAUAGCAUUAUUGCUCGACCACUGAGUCCACCCAGGAACAAACAAUCGUGUAUUCUGUACAUCUCCAACCUUGUCAGGCCAUUCACAUUGCCUCAACUGAAGAACUUAUUACAACGGACAGGAAGAAUUUCAGAAGAUGGUUUUUGGAUAGACAGAAUUAAGUCAAGAUGUUUUGUUAAAUAUGAAACUGAAGACCAAGCAGUUGAGACCAGGCAUGCUUUACAUGGAGUUACUUGGCCUGUGUCAAAUCCAAAAACCCUACAAGUGGACUUUUCGUCUCAGGAGGCAUUUGAUAAAGCUAAGGCUAAUGAGGAUACGGACAAUGCACAGACAACUACUAUACCCGGCACAGUGGAGGACUGGCUGCGGGAGCAAGAUAUGAAAAGAGAACGAGGGGAUUUGGAGAAACCAUGGGAGCGGAAGGCGGCUGCAGUGCGAGAAUGGGACUUUGGCAAGAAUGAGAAAGACAAGGACAAAGACAGACCCAAAAGAGAUGAACGUAUUCUGGAUAAGCGACGACACCGCACGCCUGAGAGAAGCCCAGAGCCAGCAAGGAAAUUCAAGAAGAAAGAGGAAGAAGCUCCAGCUAAGCUAUUGGAUGACCUAUUCCGGAAGACAAAAGCCACUCCAUGCAUAUAUUGGUUGCCGCUAUCUGCUGAAAUGAUUGCCAUAAAAGAGGAGCAGCGGCGCCAGCACAUGGCCGAGCAUGAGCGCCGCAUGCAGGAGCUGCGCCGCACCCACCGCCGCCACUAUGGUGGCAUUUUGAACAACACCAUGGGUCUGGUAACGUGGUGCUGCGCGGCGGCGCUCCUAUCGGUGGCGGCGGCCCAGUUUCCUAUCACCAUAGAAGAGUGGUUACGAGGAGACUUCACUCAACGGGGAUUCAGGGGAACUUGGAUUUCGGAUACUGAGUUCACUUAUGUAAUCGCUGGCGAACCCGGCAUCUAUGUUUACGAUGCUUCAAUUCAAGAAAGCAGGGUGCUAGUGUCUGGCGAACUUAUGGCGUUCCUGAAUACAUCCAGUCCCAUUUUGUCAGCAGAUAGAGAAUAUAUUUUGGCGCCGAGUGACGUUGAAGAGGUUUACAGAUAUUCUACCACGGCGAGGUUUGCCCUUUACCAUAUUGCCUCACAGCAGGUGACAUACGUCGCCGAUCACCAGCGCCUCCAACUGUGUAUCUUCGGAGGUGGGCACUCGCUAGCGUACGUGCUCGACAACAACCUUUACUACCUGCCCGAGAACUCGGAUCAGGCUAUACAGCUCACCGACGAUGGUAUCCCCGGUGUUAUUUACAAUGGACACUCUGACUGGGUUUAUGAAGAGGACGUGAUGUACACGGGCCAGGCCACGUGGUUCAACCCCACGGGCUCGCACCUGGCCUUCGCUAGCUACGACGAUACAGACGUCGGGACCUACUCCUACUACUACUUCGUCGACAAGACAGACCCCGAGGACUUGUACCCGGAGCUCUUCCAUCUCAAGUAUCCUAAAGUUGGCGACACAAAUCCCACAGUGAGGCUGCGCGUAAUUAACCUAGAACGCCUAGUGCAGGACGGCGUUUGGGAAUGGCAAACGCUAGCCGCUCCUGAAGUCGUCACGGACGACCACAUCCUCGGCGGUGUCGUGUGGCCCACGGCUUAUGAGAUCGCCGCUCAUUGGCUGAACAGGAGACAGAACUACACCGUGCUAAGAAUCUGCAACGUGCAGACUGGACUGUGCCCCGAAGAAGAGCACCGCCAACAGCCCAACGGCUGGGUGCCCAUCGUACUGUCGCGCUUCAGCUCUGCGGGAGAUUUCUACGUGUCCACGCGCUGGUCGCUUGAGCAGGCCGACGGCAACAUCUGGCAGCACCUUUACGUCAGCAUGCGUAUUAAUGGGGAAAUCGUGUCGAGUUCCAUCACACCUGGCGCUUUUACUGUGAAUAAUUUCGUUGGAAUGGAUGAGUCCACGCUCUCUUAUUACUUCACGCGCACGGUGACGGACUCCCCAUGGCAGUCUCAAGUGCACGCCGUGGGCGCGCAGGCGCGCUGCCUGAGCUGCGAGCUCGUCAUGCCGGAGGGCGGGCCCUGCACCUGGGCCACCGCCACGGCCAGCCUCCAGGCCGCCUACAUGACCGUCACCUGCUCCUCGCCCGAGGAGCCCUCCGCCACCUUCAUCAUCAACCCCAGGACCGGUGCCGUACUCGAAACUUGGGAGGACAACCAGCGAGUCCGUGACAACUUCCUCGGAAGGGACCGCCCGCAGAGCAUCAUCACCACCGUGCCCCUUCAGAACGGGUUCCCCGCGCCAGUGAGGCUGUUCCUGCCCCCCGGGCUUGAUGUCAAUGACACGGACACCAAGUACCCUUGCGUCUUCUACGUGUACUCCGGCCCUAAUACUAACACUGUCUUCGAUACCUUCACUGUGGGCUACCACACGUACCUAACCACAAAUCGCAACACAAUCUACAUGUUAGCUGACGGACGUGGCUCCGGCCUGAAGGGACAGGACAUCCUGUACUCUCUCAACAACGCACUUGGCACCGUUGAGAUCGAGGACCAUUUCGUUAUUCUCAGAGAGGUGCUAGCCCGCUACCACUUCAUCGACCCCGCGCGCGUGGGCAUCUGGGGCCACAGCUACGGCGGCUACGCCACUCUGCUCACUCUGAUCCACGACGACAACCACGAGUUCGCGUGCGGCAUCUCGACCGCGCCUGUUACAUCUUGGCUUUACUACAAUACCAUGUACACCGAGCGCUACAUGGGCGUCCCGACGGCCGAGGACAACCUCGCGGGCUACCAGGCGGGUGACGUCACGCUCAUGGCCGAGCGGCUGCGCGGCAAGAACCUUCUGCUCAUGCACGGCAACGCCGACGAUAACGUGCACUUCCAGAAUGCUGCAAAACUAAUGCGUGCUCUGCAGGAACUCGACAUCGACUUUGACCAGAUGUCAUAUCCCGACGAGGCCCACAGCUUGGAGGGAGUCGGUCUCCAUCGCUACAACGCUAUGAACGCCUACUGGGAGAAGUGCCUGAGGUUGUAACGCCCUAGUAUUGAAGCCUAGAAAUCAGACGUAAAAUGGAAACACAAUGUACAGAUUGUACAGCUGAGUAAAAAAGAGUAGAAAUAUAACUUUUUUUUUAUCAUAGCAACACUUUUCUCAUACAGAAGUGUCAAAAUAGUCACCACGUUCAAAGCAGUUUACAUAAACGGUGGCGCCCCUAUUUUUUUCUAAUCUUUUUGCCAGGCUGUGUAAUCAUCAAAUGAAAGACCCUACUUAAUGGAUGCUAGAACUUGGUUUCACUAGCUUAUUUCCGACUGGCUAAAAUAAUAAUCUUCUAGUUCUAGGUAUUCCGAUUUAGAAUCAAGCCAUGUCAAAUAUACACAAAGUAGUAGUCUGUCACACUUGCCGAUUCGUUCUAUCACCAAAUGAUUUGAUGCAGUUCCGCUAGCCGCUAUUGCUUGGCUUCGAUGAAUAUCGUACUGGGGACUUCUUAUUGUUUGAUGUGAGUUUUCUCUAUAUAUAUUAUAUCAUGUGUAAAUGAAGUUGUUCCGUGAGCUACUUCGGCAAAGACGCUUACUACCUGACAGGUAAAUGUAAAUACUAUGUCUAAACGAAAAACCGUCUCAAAUUUUUACAUUCAGUUUAUUUCAAAUGUUAAUUUCAUAGUUAUAUUAUAAUGUAAUGUAAAUAUAAGUAAAUUAAAGUUUUUCUACAAAAUA